UCUGUCAGCCCGCGGAUCCCACCGCUCGCUCCCCACUGCCCAGUGGUUUUUGCGUAGGCUCAUAGACUGACGGACAACAAAAAUGGCGGAGCGGAGCCAGACGGCGCCUGAGGCAGGCAAUGAUUCAGGAAAUGAGGAUGCCAUUGGAGGGAAUGUGAGCAAAUACGUAGUGUUUCCAAAUGGAUACUCUGGACAACCCAAGAAAGGACAUCUUACCUUUGAUGCUUGUUUUGAAAGCGGUAACCUUGGCCGGGUUGAGCAAGUCUCAGAGUUUGAGUAUGAUCUGUUCAUUAGGCCUGACACCUGUAAUCCUCGCUUCCGGGUCUGGUUCAACUUCACUGUUGAAAACGUGAAAGAAUCACAGAGGGUCAUUUUCAACAUUGUUAACUUCAGUAAAACCAAGAGUCUUUAUAGAGAUGGGAUGGCGCCUAUGGUGAAAUCUACCAGCAGACCAAAAUGGCAAAGACUGCCGCCUAAAAAUGUUUACUACUACCGCUGCCCAGACCACAGGAAGAAUUAUGUGAUGUCCUUUGCAUUCUGUUUUGACCGAGAAGAUGAUAUUUACCAGUUUGCUUACUGCUACCCAUAUACAUAUACUCGCUUCCAGCAUUACCUCGACAGCCUCCAAAAAAGAAACAUGGAUUAUUUCUUCCGGGAGCAGCUUGGACAGAGUGUGCAACAGCGGCAGCUUGACCUCCUGACAAUAACCAACCCUGAAAAUCUCCGAGAUGGGGCAGAAAAGAAGGUGGUAUUCAUCACAGGACGAGUUCACCCAGGGGAAACGCCAUCUUCAUUUGUGUGCCAAGGGAUCAUUGACUUCCUUGUAAGUCAUCAUCCUAUUGCCCGUAUCCUACGAGAACACUUGGUCUUCAAGAUUGCACCAAUGCUCAACCCUGAUGGAGUCUACCUGGGCAACUACAGAUGCUCCCUGAUGGGCUUUGAUCUGAAUCGUCACUGGCUGGAUCCCUCUCCAUGGGCGCAUCCCACCCUGCAUGGAGUGAAGCAACUCAUCAUCAAGAUGUACAAUGAUCCAAAAACAAGCCUGGAGUUCUAUAUCGACAUCCAUGCCCACUCCACCAUGAUGAAUGGCUUCAUGUAUGGCAACAUCUUUGAGGACGAGGAACGGUUCCAAAGGCAGUCCAUUUUCCCAAAGCUCCUGUGCCAGAAUGCAGAGGACUUCUCCUACACCAGCACAUCCUUCAACCGGGAUGCUGUGAAAGCAGGAACUGGCCGUCGCUUCCUCGGUGGGCUCCUGGAUCACACAUCAUACUGCUACACCCUAGAGGUUUCGUUCUACAGUUACAUCAUUGGGGGUACUACAGCCGCUGUACCCUACACUGAAGAAGCCUAUAUGAAACUGGGAAGAAAUGUGGCGAGAACAUUUCUAGAUUAUUACCGGCUGAGUCCCUUGGUUGAUAGGAUGACAGUCCCCAUACCGAGGCUUCGGAAAGAAACCCCCCCUCCUUACAAGCACCUGUCCCUGCGGGGCUCAGCCAGCAAUGUCCCCAGCAGCAAGGGGGACAAGAAGAGCUCACUGAACCACAAAGACCCUUCAACCCCCUUUUAAAGACAUGGCACCUGGAAGCACUGUGGGUGCAGGAAAAUGAAUUUCCUGUAGGGACACGAAAUUCAGUGCCACUCCCUGGUUUCCAAGACAGGAGUUUUCAACACAUUGCACAUGCUAGUGAAAGGGAGCGGGGAAAGAGAGGAAUUUUAUCUUUGAUUUUUCAAUUUUCCCAAUGGGAAAUCAAUUGUGAGCCGUCAACUCAAGGCUGAGUGGAGUAGGAGAGUGGAGUGAGCACAGACUUUAUCUUCCACAGCACAGAGGCAAACCCACACACUCCUCUCAAGAGGUCCCACAGGUCUCAGGCUGGUUCCCCAUAAGCCCCUCUUUACCUUUUAAAGUUGUAUAGUCACUGCGCAGGUGACUUCACUUAAAACAGGCUGCCAUUGUUUCUAGGUUAGGAAUUCAGUCUCCAUAUUUUCUGAGCCAAAGCAACAGCUACACACAUGCACGCCAAAGGCAAACAGGCUGUUGUGAACAAUGGGGCAGAGUGUUUAAACCCAGAGUGGUCUCAGAAGCAUGGUCACCGUAUCUAUAAGCCUCACGCUCGCUCACUCCCUCAAGCCCCAGCAUGCAACUUCAGAAAGCUGUUCUGAAAGCCAUUUCUCAACUUCCCAGGUAGUUUAAUCGAAAUUCUAGCUCCCCAGACAAAAAGCCUUGCUCACUCCUUCCGGAGAACUACUGUGGCUAAGGUCUGCAGUCCCUGCUGACAAGGAUCAGGUGAGGUGAGCAGUGAUAAUCUGCACUAGGGACAGGGUGACUACCAGGUAAGGGGACUGCAAGAGACAAAGAAAUGCACCGUGGCAGGUAGGAGUGAGAAAAGAAAAUGACAGCAGAAGCAAUCCCCAAGGCGGUGCAAGCCAAAUAGUGUGCAUUUUCCUGAAGCUUAAAGUGCCUUUGUGUGAUGAAUGGGUCCAGGGGAGUCCACUCCCUUCCUGUCUGGAGAAGCAGCAGGCUGAGUCACCAUGGCAGCCUGCUAAUUAAAAUGACCUCCCGGAAAUGAGGAUUAGGAGAUAGGCAGAGGGAGGGAGUCUCCAGGGAGCUGGGGCCUUCAGCACACAAUUCCAGUUAAACGUUCUUUGCGUUUGCCACGGAGGUUUUCAAAGUUUAUUGCAAAAAAUCAAGAGCAAAGCUUGUUUUCUCUUUCGCAUAUUGGUUUUCCGAAAUGGUAACAAAGAACCAUAUGUUAGUUUGCUAUGAAUGUUCCAUUGUAUAUAUAGCAACCUUCCUGGGUUUCUA
Messenger RNA from Microtus oregoni (creeping vole), 2803 nucleotides. It is a transcript of the gene Agbl4, whose product is annotated as AGBL carboxypeptidase 4. Gene Ontology annotation, molecular function: zinc ion binding; metallocarboxypeptidase activity. NCBI's taxonomy places the organism in Eukaryota, Metazoa, Chordata, Mammalia, Rodentia, Cricetidae. The coding region runs from base 83 to 1567 and encodes 494 amino acids. Gene Ontology annotation, biological process: proteolysis. The record is from RefSeq and is a predicted model, not a curated record. The transcript has 13 exons.